Messenger RNA from Penicillium pulvis, 2119 nucleotides. RefSeq names its product putative MFS transporter Fmp42. Gene Ontology annotation, cellular component: fungal-type vacuole membrane. NCBI's taxonomy places the organism in Eukaryota, Fungi, Ascomycota, Eurotiomycetes, Eurotiales, Aspergillaceae. Bases 74 to 2119 code for a protein of 681 amino acids. Gene Ontology annotation, biological process: transmembrane transport. The record is from RefSeq and is a predicted model, not a curated record. Gene Ontology annotation, molecular function: transmembrane transporter activity. The transcript is spliced from 3 exons.
CACUUUCCAAGCCUCCUCUUAAUCCCGAGCUAUCCCCCCAGUCUCUCAGAUAAUUUAAUCACAAUGAUAUAACAUGUCGCUCAAUCGAAUCUCAUUCCUAGAAGGAUGGGAGCGCAACCCAGCUUUCCGCCGGGAUGACACGUCGGACGACGAAUCCGACAGCUACCAGGACCUACCAGAAACCUCGUCCUUGUCCUCCUCAUUCCCAUCCACGUAUAGCAGAAUCAAUUUUAACCCUUAUGCGGGCCCGGGUUGGAAUGAGACCGUUGACGAUCGCGAUGAUCGUCCCUCACUGCUUGGAUCCCUGGGUCUGUCCCCCACGACGACACGGGAGACUCCGCGCGUGGACCCGCUUCGGCCGGCAAGUCCUGCGGCGACACCCAAGGACCCGGUGGGUUGGUCUGAGACAACCGGAGCGUUUGAAGUAAGCCCAGCAAAGCGAAUUGCCCAGGUAUGCAUAGCAGUGAUCUACUGCUUCCUUGCAGCCGGCAUUGCAUUCGGCUUCGCGGCCUUGAAGCCGGUUCUCAUUCGUGAGAAAGUGUAUCGCGAUUUCUGCUCGCGACAGGAACUAGAGGAUAAUGUCGACGUGUGCAGCGGGCAGGAAAUUCGGAUGAACUUGAUGUUCACCAUUGCCGCCGUCGCGACAAACGUCUCUGCUCUACCCGUCGGUACAAUCUUGGAUGCAUAUGGCCCCCGUGUGAGUGGGAUCAUCGGCAGUUUCUGCUUGGCAGCCGGUGCCAUUAUUUUCGGAUGUGCCGAACAACUCCCAUUCGAUGGAUAUAUCCCGGGAUAUCUACUCCUCUCCUUGGGAGGACCAUUCGUAUUCAUCUCAUCAUUCCAUCUAUCGAACACCUUUCCCAAACGCUCUGGUCUCAUUUUGUCCAUGUUAACCGGGGCAUUUGAUGCAUCGAGUGCUCUAUUCUUGAUCUUUCGGCUACUGAGCGAGCAUACCGAUGGCUAUGUCUCUGUCCAGAAGUUUUUCCUCGUAUACCUUGUCGUCCCGGUGUUUAUUAUCGCGGUCCAACUCACCAUUAUGCCCACCACCUCAUACAAAACAGCUGGCGAGCUAGUCCUCCACGCCGAGGUACAAGUCAUGGAAGAGGUCAAUGACCGAGUUGAUGAUACAAUACGCGAUCGCAAUGAAAGCGAGCGCCAACGGAACGACAGACGUAUCCGCCGACAAAGCAUCGUGCACCACAUCCAAGAUCUGCUAGACGACACCGCUUCAAUCACAUCAGGUAUCGACGAUGCCGUUUUCAGCGACCAUCCCCACAGUGAACCACCACGUCACACCAACAAUGGUAUCAACAACGGGAAUAACAACGGGAAUAACAACGACCUCUCCUCUCCUUCAAAGCCUGCCAGCCCGCAACCCCCAGUAAACACAAGUACAAGCGGUGUCUGGGGUGUUCUCCACGGCCAAACAGCGUUGGCCCAACUACGCACACCAUGGUUCAUUUUAAUCACAGCGUUUACGAUCUUAAUGAUGCUGCGUAUAAACUACUUCGUCGCCACCCUCCGCACACAAUACAGCUAUCUCCUCUCUCCACCGCUCUCCAAAAAGAUAAACACCUUCUUCGACAUCCUCCUCCCAGUCGGUGGUCUCCUCUCAAUCCCGUUUAUCGGUACAUUCCUCGAUCAUCUCCGUACCCGGACCGUCCUCUCCAUUCUCGUGAGUACGGCAACCGUUAUCGGGAUACUAGGUUGCAUACCCCACUCCAUACCCGCUGCAGCGGGUAAUAUUAUUCUUUUCGUUUUAUAUCGACCAUUUUAUUAUACUGCUGUUUCGGAUUAUGCGGCUAAAGUCUUUGGGUUCCAGACGUUUGGGAAAGUUUAUGGUCUUAUAAUUUGCCUCGCUGGCGUUGGGAACUUUGCGCAGGCGGGUUUGGAUGAGUUGACGCUCAGGCAUUUCGGGGGUAACCCGGUGCCGGUCAAUGUUUGGUUGACUGUUGCUGUUGCUGUCGUUGGAGGCGCGUUGGUGACUUUUGUUAGUUGGAAGACUAACGCGUUGGCGAAACAGGAGGUACAGGGACAGGCGGUGGUGGAUUCGAGUGUGAGGACGAGGGAUUGGGAGCGGGAACCUCUUCUGGAUGGGGCAGUGCAGAGGACGUAUGUGUGA